GGCCAAUCCGCGGCGAGGGGGCGUGGCCGAGGGGGAGAUGGCGCAGCGGCUCCAUCCCCGCGGCCGGGCGCGCUCCGGCGAGCGGAGCCGGCCCCGCGGCUCGAAGCGGGCCCGGCGCGAGGCCCCGGCGGGGGCCGGCUGCCUGCGCGCGUGGACGGAGGAGAACGACGGGCUGGCCGGCUGGCGGGCCAGCCGCUCCUCGGGCCCGGGCCGCGCGGCGCAGCAGGCGGCGCGGCGCUGCCGACUCGCCUUCGACUCGCUGCUCCGGAAGAUCCAAGGGCUGCCGGCUGCUCUCCCCAGCCUUUCUCUGGAGCUUACUGUUCUCUACAACUCCCUGCUCUUUGCUGUUAGUGAGUCCGAUGGCCUCGUCGAGGGAGAAGCAGAAAGAAUCAACCAUGGGCUCAUUAGGGUGCUGGAGGCUUGUGGGGUGUCUGGGCAGGAUCUCAGCACUGAGGAGCUCUGGCAGAAAGUGCUGCAGGAUGUGACCACGGAAGAGCUGUGUGCGCCUCUGCAUCGACUAGGUGCUCUGCAGGGGGCGGUAUGGCUGGCAGCAAACUGCCUGGGGAGCGUCACUGGUCUCUUCCGGCUCCUGAGUGACACCAAGGACCCUCUGCCUUCUGCCCAUGGGGGUGAGAAUGAGCUCCUUGCACUUCUCAAGGCAUGGAAUGUGCCUGUUGAGGGAGACACGUCGCCCCUCGUGGUGCAGAGCACCAAGGACUUGAAAGAGAUACUGUGGACCUCGGCUGCCUUCCUGCAAGGUUUACAGGGCCUGGAGGCUGGAAAUCUCCCCACCGCUCUCUCCCUGCUCCAGGCAGCCGCAUCCGGGUUCUGCUCCAAGAGGGUCCUGGCCCAGAUCUACACCUCCAUCGGCUGCUGCACUCAGCAAAUGGGCAAGCCUCAGACGGCUCUUCAGCACUUGAAGCGGGCGCUGCAGGUGGAUUUCCAGUGCCUCUCUGCCCUGUCCCAGGCGGCGCUGGUGUACCGCCAGCUGGGGGAGACGGACGCAGAGUUGGAGGCCCUGGCUCUGCUGUACAAGGCUCUGGAGACCCCCGCUCAGGAGGCUGUCUCCAUCGAUCCUUGCUUUCUAAUCCGAACGGAGCUCCUUGUUCACACCCCGGCCCUGGCAUCCCUGUUCAGCCGCAGCCACCCGUCGGAAGUGAAGUACCUGCUGGCGCAGCGAUGCCUCCAGGCUGGCAGGGUGGCUGAGGCAGUGGAGCAUUACCUGGAUCUUCUGGCUCUGCUGCAGGAGGGGCCGCAGCACCAGGUGCCCCUGCACGGCAGGUCAGCUCUGCCCAGGAUCCCGGAGGUGUUCCUGGAAGCUGCGUCCGCCCUCGAGCAGCUUGGCAGGUACCAGGACGCCAUAGCUGUGUGUGAGGAGAUCAUCAGUCGAACGGAUGACCUGAUCCCAGAGACGCUGCGGAUCGAAUGGGAGGCGCCAGGCAGGGCAGGCUCGCCUUCGCCUGGCAUCCCGCCCCAGCAGAGAGAGAGCCUGCGCUGCAUCGUGUGGAGGGCGGCUGCGUAUCUGCACCAGGGCUGGGCUUGGGCCAGGCUGGGGGAGAGCAAGGAGGCCAUAACACGGUUUACCAGGUGCCUUAAUGUCCUCCUGAGAGUCCAGCUCGUGAGCGCAGCCAGCAUCCAUAGCAGUGAGGAGAUGGCAGAGGCCCUGCCAGAGGCAAAGGUGCUCCAGAAGAUCAGGUUGCUGGCUCUCCUCGGGCGAGGCUCCCAGUUCCAGGAGCUGGGUCGGGACAAAGAAGCUUUGAUGAAUUUCCAGCACAGUUUGCAAGUUUGCCCAGGUGACCCUGCUGCCACCUCUCACCUGCUGCGAGCUCUAUGGAAGCUGAACCGAAGGCAGGAAGCUGCUGCUCUCUGGCAGAAGUUGCACGCGGACGCUGCCCCGGCAGACGGACAGCAGGAAGCACCGGGGAGGCCCUACCCGUUGUACCUGGUGUCGUGUCUAAAGCAGGCGAACCUCCCACACGACGAGUCUCUUGCUAGGAGUCUGCAGGACUAUCUGAGGACCAGUGGCCAGGAUCCUUAGAGCCAUCCCCAUCUCCUUCCCUGCAGAGGGCAGCAGGACAGCAUUAUGCUCUGACGGCUUUCCCAGGACUCUGACUUGCCCUUGGGCAGAAGAACUCUUCCUAGCCAAAGCCCUGAAGCACAAUGAAGCUAUUUUUUGGUAAUAAAAAGGACGUGGGAGUAGGCCACGCCCCACUGUGUUCGGCUUAUGCACACUCUUCUGACCCUCGCCUGGACUGUCUACGUUAGAGUGAAGCGUUGUGUGCUGCAGGGCGCUUGCCCCGGUGCUGUCAGGAAUGGCCCGAGCCUCCUGCCUCUGUCCCCUCGCCGUGGAGAGUGGGGCUGCCUGCAUGCUGGAUCCAUUGGGCCAUGCCUGCCGUAGAAGUACAGGUGUGUGUUUUAACACGUUAUCACCUAGUGUAGACAGGGCAAGCUGCAGUGCUAACCCCUGUUCCCUGCUGACCUGGCGCUGGAGCCAGCACUAAACAUGGGCGUUGCUGGCUCCUGGUACCGAGCUCCUCCACUGCCUUUGUCUGAGCCGUAGCAGCUUCCUCCAACUACGCUGCACCCAGGGGCUGCAGUGGGGAGCAGUUCUCAGGGUGAAGGCAGCUUAGAAAUGUCACAGCGGAGAGAGGCAGGGGCAGGGCAGAGUACGCGUGUUCUCUUCAGUGAAUGUCACAAUGGAGGUGGGAGCUUGUGGACCAGGGAGGCCAUGGCUGUGCUGGCUGGAUUGUCAGGCCAGGGCAGGAGGGGAUCUGCUCAGGUAUGGCUCUGCAUUGGCACAUGCCGGGCCUGGGCUGUGGGGAGAACAAGGAUCAGACCUAGCUGCCUUGGGGGGUGGGGAAGGGUUUUGCAUGGAGGAAAGAAUUGGCUCCAUGUGGAAUCACAAGGCAGGUGCGCUGGGAACUGCAGGGCUCUCCGUGCUUGGUGGGCUGAUUUCCAGUGUGGGGCAGGAGCUCUCCCUGGGGCCGGCCAUACAGGGUCUGUGUGGGGAGCUGCAGAGGGGAUCUCUGCUCCAUGGGUUGGGAAGUCCCAGGGCUGGGGGAGGGUGCCUCUAGCUGCAGGGUCUGAGUCUCUUGAGUCAGGGGGUCUCUGGGAGGGAGUGUGCAGCCUGGCCAAUCAGGAGGGAAGUGCAUAGGCUCCUGGCCAAUCAAAGUCAUGACCGCCUGUGGUGUGAGGGGGGCAGGUGUGUGACCAUGGCGUGGGGGCUGGUCUGGCUGGCCAGUCUGCCGCAAGCAUGGACCUGGGGCACAGUUGUGAGAAGCAGUGGCAGUUGGGCCACUGAUUGAGCCUCUAAGGAAGGGGGUGACACCCUCAGGGAGAGAGCUAGGGGGCGGGGGCUGCCCUUUGGAGGACCCUUCCUAGAGUGAGGGAGUUGAGACACCCCCUCCUCCCAAGCGGGGGACCCUCCUAGAUUGAGGUGCCUCUGGGACAUAUUCCCCCUCCAUGCACAUAGGGUGAGACUGACUGGGGAGAUUCACCCCGCCCCCCCCCCAACACAGGUCUCUGGGGCUAGUCCCCAGUAUCGUCCCUGUGCCCCCAUUUUUUCAACUCUUUGUCUUGUCUAAUUUAUAAGUGAGUAACAUUUCUCGUGUUUUUAAGGACAAAGACACAGUCUCCAGUAGUUAAGUGUUCUCCUAUAAACGUUUUGCUUCUCUACCAAAGAAAAAUACAGAGAGGGACAGGGAAGUAAUGAAUCAGUUCAUUAAUCCGAAGAGAACAAACCUAUAGAAGGCUAAAACUGACACCCCGAAUAACUGAUAGGACAGCAACUGUCUAAUCAAUGAGAACUGCAGUAGAGUUCGAUCAGUCCACCCCUGAAAUGGAGCUGAAAGGCGGUGGGAGGAAAUCGUUUUUCCCAAAGUGCAAUUUGUCUGCGGAACUCUCUGCCGCAGGCAAUCAGCAAGGCUCAGAACUUGGUAAGCUUCAAGGAGUGAUGGUGCAGAGCAGGCAGGCGCUCAGUUCCCAGGGCCUCAUCUGGUGCUGCAGGGAAGGCUGGGGCUUGGCCUUAGGAGGGGGCAGCUCCAGGUCGGCUCUGCAGGGGGCUGCAAACCUGCAGCUUGGCUGGCCCCCCAGUCCCAUUCCUCUCCCCAGGGACUGGGUGGCUCCGGUGCUUGCUAAGGUAAGAAGGUGAACAAUGGAGGAUGCUGGGGGUUCUCCCUGCACAGAUGCGGGGGCUCUGGGGGGAGGGCACGGUGUCCCUGUCUGCGUAGGGUUUUUAUAGGUUCCAGGGCCAAAAGGGACCCCUGAGGCCACCUGGUCUGACCUCCUGUAUAACUCAAGCCCCUCAGACUGCCAUGAAUUAAUUAAUUGCUGUUUGAACUAGAGCAGAUCUUUUAGGGAAACAUCCCAGCUUGAUUUGUAAAUGGCCAGUGAUGGAGAAUCUGCCACACCCUUGGGUAAACUGCUCCCGGUGUUAAUUACCGUCAUUGUUAAAAUUUUACACUUUAUUCCCAGUCUGAAUCUGUCUAAGCAGCACAUGUGCACAGGCCAGGCACUUCCACGUUAGGUGUCCUGUCUCUGGCCUGCUCUGCUCUCCCUAGGGCCACGUUUCCUCUCCCCCUCAGGUGCUGGGAUCUGCCUCGGGGCUCGGGCAGUGCUGAACAGCUCCUCCAGGCCAGCGGCGAGCCAGCAUGGCCAUGGGGUGCUGACACAAUGGGGGCUGUCUCUCUCUAGGGCACAGAGUGUGCUGGGCCAGUGCUGCACGUGCUUCCAACGUGGUGAGGCUGUUCCACCAUGGGAAGGGAAACAGGCUGAUCCAGUGCCCAUCCCUCUCAAGCUGAUAGGUUACUGGAGGGCUCCAUAACCAUCCCUGUCCCCAGCCCGCUGCAUGAAUAAACUAUCUUCUCCUGCUGGCCCUUGCGGGCUCUGGAGAGCAGCAGGGGCUGAAUUUGACUGCUGCCAGCAGAGACCCGAGCAGGGCCUGGCAGACUGUUCUGGAACAGUGGUGGGUAGAUGGCACAGCACGGCACCCAGGCUGCUGUUAGGAUGGCUCAUUCCCCUGGUUGCCUGCCUGCAUUUUUGGCAUAGAGGCUGAUGGUUUUGUUGCACAGGGUAAGGGUUUAACCUGGCGCUUAGCUGGUGCAGAAGGAGAUGAGCAUUAAUCUCCUUUGUGCUGUUAUAGGGGGGUUAACACGACAUAAGCCUUUAAAGCCCGUGUCACUGAUGGCGACGUUGCCCAGGGUGGGGCCCGUGGCAUGUGUGUUGGACAUGCCCCUGGUCUGACAUUGUGGGAUGCCUGUGCGUGUCAGGGCUGGGAGCUGAAGGGAGAUACCGUUAGGAUGCUCCAGUCAGAGUCAGAACCUCCUCGUGCUGGGCACUGCACAGAGAUGGAGGCGGACAGUGGGAGGAGAGAACGUGGGCUGUGCCGCUGUUAGAUGAGAUUAGGCGUGGGGCUGUGCUGGGGCUAGACGGUAACAGCCGGAUCCGGGGAGGUUCCAGUUUGCUUUACGCGGGCGUGAGGCAGGGCCGGCGCUGCUGUGGGUCCACACCAGCUGUAUGUGGUAGCAUCAAGCACUGCGCUGAGCUGGCAUGUGCACACAGGGACUUUGCUGCCCUCUCCUGACCACAUGGCAGAAUGUCAGCGCAGCGUCCACGCCCCAGGGCACAGACUGCAGCAGGUGGCCGGCAACCUGGGUGCUUGUUUAUAUCCAGUUAGCUGAGAGCCGUUCCAGCUGGUCCUGUGCCCGCACAAGAGCCGAGCCAACAGCUCCUGUGCCUGCCUCUGCCUUUGGGUGGGACAGGACUCAGGCUCCAGGAUGAUGUGGCUCUGCUGCUCUGCCCUGGGAAGGGAGCGACAGCAGCCCUUGAUCAUCGUUGAUUUCUGGCUGUGCCCAGAGCUGUGCUAUGUGCCUCCCAAAAUACGGGCUAGGAGCUGACCCCCUAAAGGGGCCUGAAGCCGCGGGGUGGGGGAGUGAUGUCAGCGGGAUGGUGAGAGCCAGGGGGUGCCGUCUGGCUUUGUGACUGAAUGGAUGGCUCAGCUGGGGAAUUCCCUGUUGGCAGGGCAGCAGAUAUGAGCAUUAAGGGUGCUCUUGCCAUGGUGGGGGGUGGGGGCGGCAGAUCAGCCCAACCCUCUCCAUGCUACUCCUGGCCAGCAACGUCCCUGGACAAUAUCAUUUUUUGCCCUGCCACCGACAGGCUUCAGUUACUGGUGAUGUCAGUGAUGCCCCUUCAGCUCCCUGUGCCCCGGCUCGGGGAGUUGCAGUGACAAAGGCAGAGUGGCUGUGUUUCCCAGGGGUGGGGCUGACAGAAUCAGCAUUUGUUAGCUGCAGGAAUAGCACAGUGUACACUGCACGUUGGCUGGCACAGCUCCACCAGCCCGGGGGUGAUUGGCCCAACAGAGCUGUGCUGGCAAAGGACCCUAGUGCGAGUGCUGUUGUAGGAGCAGUACUGCACUCUUGUCGGGUUUGUUCCAUCUGCACUCGGGUGCUCCGCUGGACUGGUAACCCGGUAUAGCCACCCUGGCAAAGCACUCCUGGUGCAGAUCUGGUCUGAGAGUGAACAUGGCAGAAGGUGCCGUUCAGUACCGACAGCUCAUUGGAUCAAUCUCCGCAUCACUGGCAUUGAUCCAUUUCCUCUCCUCCUGCCACAAUCACUGUAAUGCAAUGCUAAGCUGUGUUACGCUGUUCAGCCACUAGGGCGGGGUGCU
Mauremys reevesii (Reeves's turtle) is the source of this 6664-nucleotide messenger RNA. It is a transcript of the gene FANCG, whose product is annotated as FA complementation group G. Gene Ontology annotation, biological process: interstrand cross-link repair. Gene Ontology annotation, molecular function: protein binding. Gene Ontology annotation, cellular component: Fanconi anaemia nuclear complex. The record is from RefSeq and is a predicted model, not a curated record. NCBI's taxonomy places the organism in Eukaryota, Metazoa, Chordata, Testudines, Geoemydidae.